AUGCCAUCAGCACCCGUCCACCUCGUCGUCAUCCACCACGGCCUCUGGGGCUCCCCCUCCAACACCUCCUUCCUGGCCACCACGCUCGCCAAGUUCCACGGCGGCCUCGUCUCCCCCUCUUCGCCACUCACCCCACCUGAAUCCGCAUCCACCAUCUCCGCCCUCGCCUCGGACCACCCCAACGCGACUCGAACCGACAUCCGUAUGGUCGUACUCAACUCCGAAGUCAACUCCGGCGAUCACACCUACGAUGGGAUCGACUGGUGCGGGGAACGACUGGUCAAGGACAUCUAUGCGGAGGUGGAGAGGAUCGAGAAGGAGGAUGAGGAUGGAAAGGUGGGGAGGAUCAGUUUGAUAGGGUACAGUUUGGGCGGGUUGGUGAUCAGGUAUGCUGCGGGAGUGAUGUAUGCAGAUGGGUUCUUUGGGAGAGGAGAGGGGGAGAAGAGGCAGAAGAGGAAUGGUGAUGAGGUUAGGAAGGCCUUGCCGUUCAAAUCGAGACCGGUACCGGCUAGCAUGAGUACCAUCGCAACACCACAUCUCGGAGUGACUGUGACCGGUUCCAUGUUCAGCAAAGUCGCAGCCUCCGUGGGAAGCUCGAACCUCGGAAGAAGCGGGAAGCAGCUCUACCUGGCCGACAGGGGAUGGGUUCCUCCUACUGCGUCCUCGACCAAUUCGACCGAAGAAACGCUUCACCCUGACGAGACCACUACGGACAGUGGUCUCUGUUUGGUAGAAGCGCUUUCCGACCCGCGCUUCAACUUCAUCACCGCCAUGCGACUCUUCUCGCGCAUCGACAUCUACGCAAACGCCUUAUCCGAUCUCACCGUAAGCUACCGUACAGCUUGCUUUGAGCCCCACGAUCCCUUCCUUCUCCCCGAUCGAAUCCAACUCGUUCGCGAUACAACCCAUCCACCUCUGCUCGCAUCCUUCACCACAUCAGCUACACCCAAAAAGGAUGAGCGAUCAUUCUGGAGCAAAAUAGCAGCAAGACUUUCGACAAAGAAUCUUCCAUGGAUGCUCAAUCCACAACGUUUUCCGUUCAAGUUUCCGCUGAACUACCUGGCGUUGGUGGCUCUGCCGGUGCUCUUGCCGGUGAUGUUGGGGUUGGUGGUGCACAAGCUGCAUUCGGAUAGCAAGGUUUCGAAUAGGAGGGUGGAGGAGUUUGAGCGGAUGUGGGCGAUGGAGAAUGGGCUAUUGACGAGGGAAGCUGAUGGCCGAGAGGAGGAGGACGACUCUUUGAAGAAGGUGAAUGGCAAGAAGAGUUCUACAAAGAAGAUGUCUAAGUCUCUCAAGCUGGACAAAGCUGUGCGUGGGGAGUUGGAACGCAAACGAGUGUCCGCCUUCCUCUCCGCCGUCGAAGCAGAAGCGGAAGAAACACUCCGAGAAGUCGGCGAAGACUACAUCCAAAACAACCCCACCUCCUCCUCUUCUUCAACAUCGACCCCGAUCGACAACGCACGCUACACACCCAAACCCAACACCCCUACCCACUUCCCCACCCUCGACACCUUCACCCCGUCCAAAGACGAACAUCCACUCCUACCAACCCAGCUUCGCAUCAUCUCCAACCUCAACAACCCAUCUCUUCUACCCCACGUCAAGAAACACCUCGUCCACUUUGAAGAUGUUUUGAACAGUCAUGCUGUCAUCAUCGUCAGAACCCCAACUAUGGAUGCUCACAAGAAGGGGAUCGAGUUGAUCCAGGCUUUCGUAGCUCGAUUUGGACUGUAG
Molecule: messenger RNA, 1731 nt
Organism: Pseudozyma hubeiensis SY62
Lineage: Eukaryota; Fungi; Basidiomycota; Ustilaginomycetes; Ustilaginales; Ustilaginaceae
Product: lipid particle protein
Exons: 1
Coding region: 1-1731 (576 amino acids)
Source: RefSeq, a predicted model, not a curated record